AUGCGCUUCUUCUAUCUCUCCCUCAGCGCCUUCGCCGCGCUCGCCGCUGCUGCCGACAACGCCAACCCCUUCAACAUUCCCACCGAGGGUUACACCUUCACGGCCGGCAAGCCUACCACUCUCACCUGGCAGCCUACCACCGAGGGCUCCGUGACCCUGCGUCUGCAGUGGGGUUCCGUCCUGACCGCCGAUUCCGGCUCCGUCAUUGCCCAGGGCAUCGCAAACUCCGGCCACUACACCUGGACUCCCCCGGCCAACCUGGCCGCCCAGCCGGACUACACCAUCGAGAUCAUCGAUGACAGCGACACCAGCGAGGUGAACUACCUCCCGCGCUUCACCGUGGCUGGUGCUACCGCCGUGGCCACCCACAGCGCGGCCACCACCACCACCUCUGCGGCCACCACCUCGUCCACCGAGGCUUCUACCUCCACCGAGGCGUCCACCUCCACUGAGAGCAGCACCACCAGCACCGCGAGCUCCAAGUCUCACUCGCACACCACCAUGGCGACCACCACGAGCGGCAGCUCCAGCGCCGCCACCUCCACGGACAGCUCGUCCGCCGCCAGCAAGACCGCCGCCUCCACCACCACGGACUCCAACGCCUCGAGCACCUCCAGCACCGCCUCCGGGACCACCGUGCCCAACACCAACGCCGGCAUGGCCAACCAGGUCUCGGGCGGUCUGAUGGUCGCCAUGCUUGGUGCUUUUGCCCUUCUGUAG
Aspergillus terreus NIH2624 is the source of this 720-nucleotide messenger RNA. Its product is annotated as GPI anchored serine-threonine rich family protein. The transcript has 2 exons. Lineage: Eukaryota; Fungi; Ascomycota; Eurotiomycetes; Eurotiales; Aspergillaceae. The record is from RefSeq and is a predicted model, not a curated record. Bases 1 to 720 code for a protein of 239 amino acids.